Drosophila miranda is the source of this 642-nucleotide messenger RNA. RefSeq lists its product as uncharacterized. The transcript has a single exon. Bases 107 to 505 code for a protein of 132 amino acids. The record is from RefSeq and is a predicted model, not a curated record. Lineage: Eukaryota; Metazoa; Arthropoda; Insecta; Diptera; Drosophilidae.
UCCAUCUCUAUCAAAUUAUUGCUACUCUUUUUCAGUAGGUUUUUCCUACAGGGAACGCAGGAAAUAUUUAGGGCUCUAAAUACAAAAGUGACUUCCAAAUUAAAAAAUGGACUCCCAAAAGGCAAAGACCAUAGCCGCCAUACCACUGGAGCACCAGAGAAGACCCCAUAGCGCACCUAUUCUACAGGCAAGGCCAUCCAUUUGGGGCAGAAAUAGUGGCGGAUCCACCCAAACCCCAAAGUCGAAAGCAAUUGUCGCCGUGCCUGCGCUUAGGAUGCGUUCAAAGAGUGAUUUGGCCACGCCGCACUGCCCGAAUCCGUAUGCAGUGAGUAGCCGCAUCUACCGGCCUUCCAGAUCCCUCAUCUUCGACUACAAUCUGUCGCCGGUGGAGCAGCAACAACAAAUGGACGACAAAUACAACUAUCCGGAGGCUACCAGCUGGCGAUACGGCUGGUUCCAUUUGCAGUCCAAUCCUUGCCAGAAAAGACAACCAAGAAGGGACUAAUUCGAAGGUUGUCUUAUGCCGUAAACAGUUUCAGAAACAGUACUUAAAUUAUUCUUAUAACUUUGGGUAGAUCGUAAAAUAAAUAGUGUUAAAAAAAGGCAGUGAAAAUAAUUAAAUAUACAAAGGCAGAAAAUUCA